Cooperia oncophora is the source of this 465-nucleotide messenger RNA. NCBI's taxonomy places the organism in Eukaryota, Metazoa, Nematoda, Chromadorea, Rhabditida, Trichostrongylidae. The record is from the annotation of a GenBank genome assembly.
AUGACCGAAGCGUUAGAAGGGGAAUCAGAUUAUUUUGACGAUGACGAAGAAGUGGACACAAAGCAAGACAGCGAAUGGCAAGCUGAGAUGACUGCUAUACAGAAUACCCACCAAUCCGAGUUAGAAACUAUCCGCCAUCACUAUGAGCAUCAGCUGAAAGGAAUGCGAGAACGCAUCGAACAUGAAGAGGCGCGGCGACGAAAAUUGCAAGAAGAACUCGUGCAGAUUACGAUUAGCAUUAGAAGCGUGUUCGUCGACUCACGAAGAAGAAUGAAGCGCCACAUCGAACGCGAACAAAUGGAGACGAAAGACCCGAUGUACACGACAUAUGCAAUGUUGGAGCAAAUGCGAGAGGAACUGACAAACCUGUCAGCAGCCUAUUCGGCCAAAUGCAUCGAAAAUGCCCAACUCGACGAGCGACUAUCCGCCUUGAUGGAGGAACGGGAACGAGACGGUGAAAGGUGA